UCGUACCAUUUUGGAAUUCCUCGUACUACUCUUCUCUGUUGUUUAUUUUCCUUUCGCGAGCGGACCCAACAGAACGAGAAAUUCUUUGAUGGCCUCCGGACUGGAUCUGGAUCAUACGGGCAUGCCCUCUCCUGCAACACCUUGUAGUGUGUCUUUGGAAGUGGAGCACGAGAUCAUGGUAUCAGCUCUCAAGCACGUGAUCAGCGGCGGCGGCAUUGAUGAUGUGACCCGAGAGCUACAGCUUCAACUACUACUACCUGCAGCCUCCUCCCUGACUGCCACAUCAUCCUCGUUCCCUUCGACCAGCUGGACCAACUGUACCAACCGAAUGCUACCACUCUCCGACGGCGUCCCGUGCCCGGUUUGCAAUUCCAACGGCUGUUCGGGCUGCAAUUCGAACAUCCAUACGUCGGAGAAGAAGACGACAAAGAAGAAGAAGAAGGAGAAGAGGAACUACAGGGGAGUGAGGCUGAGGCCGUGGGGGAAAUGGGCAGCGGAGAUUCGGGACCCGAGGCGAGCAGUGAGGGUGUGGCUCGGCACGUUUGCGACGGCGGAGCAAGCCGCAAGGGCUUACGACAGAGCCGCCAUAGAAUUCCGGGGAACCAGAGCCAAGCUGAACUUCCCAGUGUCAGACUACAAUACAGAGAAAAGGCAAAGUGCAGAGCAUGAAGAAGCUCGCGAGCAGAAGCCAAACGUAGCGAACGAGUCGAAUAAAACGGAGACAACGAGCGAGACAGAGAUUAAUGCUGUCGGAGAGAGCAGCAUGGAAGAGGAGCUAUGGGAUUUGUUUACGGAGGACGAACUUAGAGGAAUAAUGAAUGAGCUUUGAUGACCAGACAAACAAUCAACUGGGCGGUUUGCUCAAAAAUAAACUGGGCGGAAACACGACGACGUUCCAGCUACUGUUGGAUAUGGAACUAAACUGUGACUGAUGAAUAAAAUUUAUCAAAAUAUGUACUUAGAACUUAAGGGUCGAAAUUAAAAAUGAGGGGAUUUUUUAGUCCCUCGGAAUUAAGAGUUGAAAAUUAGUGAAAACCGUAGUUUAAUAUUAAAUUUUACGGUUUUAAGUUUGGGAUUUAUAAUAAUAAUCAGUAGUGAAGGGAUGAGAA
Molecule: messenger RNA, 1109 nt
Organism: Juglans microcarpa x Juglans regia
Lineage: Eukaryota; Viridiplantae; Streptophyta; Magnoliopsida; Fagales; Juglandaceae
Product: ethylene-responsive transcription factor ERF109-like
Exons: 1
Coding region: 89-829 (246 amino acids)
Biological process (GO): regulation of DNA-templated transcription; ethylene-activated signaling pathway
Molecular function (GO): DNA binding; DNA-binding transcription factor activity
Source: RefSeq, a predicted model, not a curated record